AUGUCAUCACGAGCCCUGCGUAAGCUCCAGCGUGAGCAGGAAGAACAGCGACGACUGGCCGCUGCACAGGCUCAAGAAGAAGCCGACAGGUCAUCGAGUGAAGAUGUACCCGUCACGGGCACGAAACCCAAAAAUGCCUUCGACAUGUUGGAGGAAGAACAAAGCGAACCCACAGAUGAUGAAGAGACGACUGGAGGCGUCAUGACACCUGCCACGGACGCUUCAAGAACACAACCCUCCCCAUCGAGGCCGUUAGACACCACUCCUGCGAAAUCGAAAAAGAAGAAAAAGAAGCCGAAGAAGAGGCCCAAGGAGAAGGCUCCUCAGGCGCAGCAGGAUGAGACCGCAUCCGAAGAUGAGGUUGACCGAGCCAUCAAGCUCUGCGGGCCAAAGAUCCAACGCUGGUCACCCCGACUACUGAGCGCCGACACGAAGAACCUCAAUCCAAUUAAUGAGAUGAAGAGUCUAUUUGGAAACGUAGCGGUCGAAGAGCACGAGUCACGUCCAGCGAAUCGGAAUCCACGGCAACGUGAAGUCAAUGAUCAAGGUGGCAUGGAUUUGGGUACCGCCCUGCUAGGCCGCAAUAACGUCGCAAGUCGAGGCAAGGAACUCGGAGCCCUGGCGGGUCGCCGAAAUUGCUUGAUGAGAGGAAGAGAAGAGUGGCCGCUGGCAUCAAGUGGUGGGCUCAGCAUGGAGAACAUAUCUGAUUCCACAUCAUUUGAGAGACGCUACAACAUAUUACACAACUCCGCGUACGAAGAGACACAAUGGCGCUUCAGGCAAGCGGUGGAAUCGAUGGACCCUCAGCGAAUGAUGAGCCAGCUCGUCUUGACGCCAUACCACAUCGCAUCACUACUUCAAGUGGCUGAAAUUGCUCGACACCAGGGCGACCACUCCGUUUCUGGCGACCUUCUGGAACGUGCCUUGUACACAAUUGGCAAGUCAGUGCAUAGUUCCUUUCCAGCCGCCAUGCGGGAAGGUACUGCACGACUGCCGUUUGACAAGGCUGCCAACAGAGAAGUCUAUCUUGCCAUUUGGCGCUACAUCCGUAACCUGGAGAUGCGCGGCACGUUCAAAACUGCUUUCGAGUGGACUAAACUUCUUCUACAGCUCAACACACUUUCAGAUCCGUAUGGAGCAACUCUAAUGAUCGAUCAGAUGGCCCUCCGCGGCCGCUGCCACGACCAGCUCAUCGCUAUGGCAGCCGACGAUGCCUAUGGCUCGGCUUGGUCACACCUGCCAAACAUCGCAAUCUCCCUAGCAUUGGCUCACCUUCGCGCGAAACAACCCAGAGAAGCCCGGAGACAGCUUGCGCUUGCCAUGCACCAGUACCCAUACAUCCUCUCCGCUCUCGCCUCUGCAUUAGAGAUUCAGCCACUUCCGAAGACACUCUGGGCAAAGCUGCCCUCCACAGACGCCGAAAAGCUAUACACAGAGCUGUACGUCACGCGUACCAAAGAUCUCUGGAAUACCCCGGAAACAACUGCGUUGGUCGUCGAAGUCGCCCAGACGCUGCAAGCCUACAAGGAUGUCACUUCGGCAGCUCCAGUGCCACCAAAGCUCGAGAUCUCCCUCGAAGAAGCUCGACACAUCAUCCUACUUGAAGAUCCACACCUCCUGGCUCUACUGCCAAGACAAUUCACGCGCAUGCCUAAUUCAGGCUACGAUCCAUUGCCACCACCAGACACAGAUGGUUCAGACUUCACCUCGCGUGCUCCACGGGCGGGCGACGGUGCCAAUGAUCCAGCUGGAAGCGGCCUCAGAAAUGUCUUUGGCAUUCCUGGCGGCAUCCAGCGUUUACUGAACUGGUUUCAGACACCAGUCAACAACAAUGCAGCCGUCGAUCCGGAGGAGGGAGCAGCCGCGAUGGCGGCAUUCCGAGCACAGUUUGGCAACGACAUCCCCGAUGAAGUGAUCGAGCAGCUUAUCGCUACCCAUCUCGAAGAUUCAAACGGCGAACAGCACGAGCCCGUAGAUCCGGAGGGACUUGGUCUGGGCCAGAGGCUGGCAAACAACAUGCCGACGCCUGGUGGAUGGGACUACUAUGCUGAGAUGGCUGAGCAGCCCUCUGACUACGAUAGGGACGACUCAAGCGAUAUGCCCAGCCUGGAGGAUAUUCCGACGGCUGAGACACGGCCAACAGCCGCUCCAACCCCUCCACCCAUCCAACAGCGACAUCCUCGCGCCGCAAUGGUCGAGGAAGAUAUCGAUGAGGACGACCAGGCCGCAAUACACCACCCAACACCGGCGCGAGCUGUCCUCCGCCACGUCGACUCCGACUCCGAAACAGAAGACCCAGCAGUCGACUCCGAUGGUAUCCCUCCCCACCCUCGCCGCCCAACGCACACCCUCUUCUCCACCAAUGCACCUACCACCGCGCCAAUCAUAGCCUCACAACGGAGACGAUCCUCUCUCGCCCAGCAAAGCGGUGCCACGGCAACUGAGCCACAGCGCACAGCAGAAGAAGAGCGCGAGAUGGUCGACAAUGAUCCUCAACGACUGCAGAGGUGGCUGCUGACUUCGGGUCUGGCGGAGCUCAAGCCGGGUAUGAGUACUGGGAAUGCUGUUAUGGCGGAGUAUUUGCGUAGGAUGAAGUUGUUGAGGCCGAAGCAGCGGGAUUGGGUGUUGGGGAUGGUGGAGCAGAGGGGCGGAGACAGUAAAGGAGUUGUGGAGAGUGUGAGAAGGGGGUUGGAUGCUUGA
Messenger RNA from Cyphellophora attinorum, 2700 nucleotides. RefSeq names its product Ribosome quality control complex subunit 1. The record is from RefSeq and is a predicted model, not a curated record. Gene Ontology annotation, biological process: rescue of stalled cytosolic ribosome; ribosome-associated ubiquitin-dependent protein catabolic process. NCBI's taxonomy places the organism in Eukaryota, Fungi, Ascomycota, Eurotiomycetes, Chaetothyriales, Cyphellophoraceae. Gene Ontology annotation, cellular component: RQC complex. The coding region runs from base 1 to 2700 and encodes 899 amino acids. The transcript is spliced from 2 exons.